Molecule: messenger RNA, 4542 nt
Organism: Fopius arisanus
Lineage: Eukaryota; Metazoa; Arthropoda; Insecta; Hymenoptera; Braconidae
Product: chaoptin
Exons: 6
Coding region: 245-4252 (1335 amino acids)
Molecular function (GO): protein binding
Source: RefSeq, a predicted model, not a curated record
AGUCCUCCAUCUGCUCGCACAACACCUCCAAUUUCAUAAAAAAACUCAUUUGUUAUUCAACAAUUUGACACAUGCUCUACCUCAGUCUCUCUGGUGAUUAUCUCUUCAUUUUCCGGACAAUUUAGAUCUGCUAUUUCUUCCAACUAUUCAGAUUUUUCAAGAUGUGCGUGGAACCAGUUGUGAGCUCGUGGGUGUAAAGUGACAAUUCGUGUGGAUCUUCUUGAUCAAUUGAAUCUGCAGAAUAAUGAGGGUAUUUUGUAUCAUCUCACUGCUGGUGAUAGUGAAUAGUAGCAAGGGAGAAUGGCGUCCCUGUGUGGAGUUGAAACGAGACAUUCAGAUAGCUUGCAAGUGCUCACAAUCCCCGGAACGGCCGCGUUUCCUCAGAAUGGAUUGCGAUCGAGUGAUCUUCACACGAGAGAAUCUCGAUCUACUCCGAGAUCAGCCAAUUAUCUCAAUCACACAGAGAAAUGCUGGUUACCACAAAUUACCGGAGGAUCUUCUGAAUGCAGGUCUGGAACUUGAGAAGCUCGAUCUCACCGGUAAUUCAAUCCAUCGACUGAUGGAUCGACAUUUGCAGGCGCAAAGUACUCUCAAGGAAUUGAGACUUGGAGAGAAUCACCUGGGAAAUAAUUUGAACCCAAUAUUUUCAAGUAAUGAGUUCAGAGAUCUCAAGGAAUUGCGAUUACUGGAUCUUCACGGCAAUGGACUCAUGAGUAUCGAAGAGGGAAUUUUUAAAGGAUGCCAACAACUUGAAGAACUCUAUUUAGAUGAUAAUAAUUUAGUCUCGGUACCGGCCAACUCGUUGAAAGGCCCCAGAGCUAUUCGGAGCCUUUCACUGUCGGGAAAUAAUAUCGGAUCUUUACCGCGAGGCGCAUUCGGCACUCUCGGAGAAUCUCUAAUUCGAAUAGAUUUAAGCCGUAAUGAGCUUUCUCAUAUGGAGGACAACGCCCUGAUUGGAUUACACCACAUCCUUUUCUUCAACCUCUCCCGCAACGAUCUGACCCGUUUCAACAGUGACGUCUUCAAGGGUGCUUACAACUUGCUGCAAUUGGAUUUAUCUGUGAACUUUCUCCAGGAAUUCCCGAGUGAUGCACUGAGACAUUUAGAGAGAUUGAAGUUUCUCAAUAUAUCCAAUAAUUUAAUCACUGGAAUCGAGAGGAAUCACUUAUCCGGUUUGAGAGAGCUACAAGUGCUGGAUCUUAGCAGAAACAACAUAGGACGACUUGGAAUUAAUACAUUCUCCAAUUUGACGGCCCUCACGCGACUGGACUUGUCACUCAAUGCUCUCAGAACGGUCGAAGAAUCAGCUUUCGAGGGUCUGGUGAACCUGAAAUGGCUCUCAUUACAGGACAACAAUAUCCUAUUGGUGCCGACCUCUGCAGUGAGCUAUCUGCCCUCUUUGACUCACCUACACGUAGAAUUCAACCGGAUUGCAGCUCUCUCCAACGACCUUCUGCGAUCUGUUGCCCCUAGUUUGGUAUCUCUCUCCAUCACCCGAAACCUCGUCCGAGAAAUUCCUGCACGAAUGUUUCUGAAUUUCGACAAACUCAUCAACAUCGAGCUGUCCGGUAACAUGCUUUCUUCGGUGAGUCCCCAGACUUUCGCCGGUCGUGAAGAUACUCUCCUAAAUCUUGACCUUUCGAAUAACAGACUUGUCUCUGUGGCACGUCUAUCAUUACGCAAUCUUGUGUCAUUGAAUCUGGCAUCAAACCAUCUGAAACAUCUAUCAGCAGAAACCUUAGGCUCAUUAUCAAAAUUGAAGUACUUGAACAUCAGCAACAAUCCUCUCCACAGCGCCUUUCCACCAGUUUUUCCUCUUUCUCUCGUGACUUUGGAUGCAUCCCGAACGGGUCUGAAAAUCCUGCCCCCAAUCCUUCUGGAUAAACUCGUUGCCUUGAGCAAAGUUCUCCUGUCCCACAAUCAUCUCCAGGAACUCGGGGAAAGGACCUUCCAACAUCUUUACAAUCUUACAACCAUAGACCUCUCCUACAACGUCAUCGAGCGCAUAGACAAUGCAGCAUUUGUUGGUCUCAUCAACCUGUAUGAACUCAAUUUAAAAGGCAAUCGCCUGACAUCAUUCGCAGGGGAGUUCUUCGACACCGGAACCGGUCUCGAGAUCAUCGAUCUCUCAGACAAUGCCAUUACUUACAUCUCUCCUACAAGUUUCGUUAUACACCCAAGGCUCAGGGAACUUCGAUUGAGUGGUAAUCGGUUCACCAGAUUUCCCAGUGAAUUCAUAAAGAAUCUACAGUUCCUCGAGUUCAUAGAUUUGUCGAGAAACUCUUUGAGAACAGUUGGAGAAUUCGCCUUUUCCCAAAUAGGAAGACUUCAAGAAUUGGAUUUGUCAAGGAAUCGAAUCGAGUCGAUCGAUGAACUGGCGUUCCACAAUUCUACGCAACUGCAAGUGAUCGACUUAUCAGAAAAUCUCUUGGAGAGCAUGAGCGAGAGAACAAUGGAGGGACUCCUAAGACUGGAUCAUCUGAAUCUUCGAAAUAACAAACUCAAAUCUCUUCCCGAAACAAUCUUCGAUCCUUCAAGAAUAAAGAGCGUCGAGAAGAUUGAUUUAUCUGGAAAUAAAUUCAAUGAGAUUCCAACACGAAGCCUUCAACGACAGUCGGCAUCGUUGAGCCACUUGGACAUGUCCAGGAACAAAGUGGCUGAAGUUUUUACUCAAGAUCUUAUAAACACACUCAAACAUUUGGAUCUAUCCCAUAAUUUGCUAAGCGAAAAUGCCAUCCGAGGAAUCCUAGGUGAGGCUAAGAUCCUUCGAUAUUUAAAUCUAGCUAACACAGGCGUCAAGAAUGUCACCCGAUUGGAGAUGCCAUUCCUCAAGUCCCUGAAUUUAUCUGGAAACGAGAUAACAGAACUUAAGCCCUCAGUAUUGGAACGAGCAACUCUACUCGGAACUCUAGAUCUUUCUCACAACAAUCUAGAAGACUUUACAAAUCUCGCCAUUACUUACAGAGCCCUUCCUGCUCUCAGACAUCUCGAUGUCUCUGGGAACAAACCGAGGAACCUCAACGAAACUUCAUUCGAUGGUCUUGAACGUCUUCGCUCAUUAAAGAUGUCCUCUCUACUUGACGUCACGAGAAUUGAAAAGACCGCCUUCAAAUCACUGAAUAAACUCCGAAUUCUGUCAGCUUAUGAUUACCCUCGUCUUGGAUACUUCGAUGUUCAGGGAAUUCUCAAAGAAAUGCACAACCUCGAAACCCUAGACAUUGAAAUCAAAGAUUCGUCAGCUGGUAAUGAUCUUUUGUCCAUUCGCUCGCAUCCUCGAUUGACGGAAUUAAUCUUGCGAGGCGAUCGGUUAAAAACCGUGCAGUCAAGUGCUUUAGUCGGUGUCAGGUCGUCGCAUCUACAUCUUGGACUUAAGAACUCCUCCAUUGAUAAUCUCCCUGCUGCUCUGUUCUUCCCAGUGCCCAGGAUGACUCAAGUAACUCUGGACAUUUCAGCAAGUAAAUUUACAACAAUAUCUCCUGGAUUACUCGCUGCCCUCGAUGAACGAAGUGGAAUGGUGAAGAUCAAGGGUUUGGAAUCAAAUCCUAUAAAUUGCGAUUGCGGCGCUAAGCACUUGUGGAGGUGGUUACGAAUGUCCACUGAUGAAUUCAGUGGCCGAUGUUCAGCUCCUGAACAUCUGCUCGGAAGAUUCUUGAUAGAUUUAACAGAGGAGAUGCUGUCUUGUGAGCUGUCGACCUCCACAAAGAUCCCAUCAACAGAGACAACUCCAUCAACAAGGAGUUUUACACUUUCUUCAGAGCCUGAGAUUAUUUGGACAGUUGCUCCAACGAUCGGAGGAACAAGAAACAAAAACUAUCCAGACGUUGGAACGUCGAGUUCGUCGAGCACUGAUGAUACUUUAAUAAUUGGAAUAGUGGGUGGAGUGGUUGCCUUCAUUGCCAUUGUCGUUAUAAUCAUCUGCAUUUGCAGGAUGAGGUGGUCGGGUCAGACCAAUGACGCCAGAAUGGCAGCUAUGGCAUCAAGCAUUCAUGAUGCUAACACUGUUAUGAGACCUGGAAGUGUUUAUUCCGGAAAAAUGAAUCACGAAGGAUUCGUCGGUUCGUACAAUGGUUCUACUCUUGGACAGGGCAAUGGAAGUGUCACACCUGUGCACAUGAUGCCUUUUGUACAACCAAUGCAUGUUGUACAUUCGAUGCAUGGCACCCCACCACAGCCUAUCUAUGGAUAUUAUGGUGGAGAUAGUGCUCCUGUUUCCAUGUACAUGUGUGCUCCUGAUGACAAGUUUGCUAGAUAGUUCGAUGUCACUGGAACAAAGAUUUUCUUAUUACUGUUGCAUUUACGUUUACAGUUCACCUUUGUAAAUAUACGUAUGAUAUUUUAUUUAUACGAUGAUACUUACCUUGUGUAAUUAAAAAUAUUUCCUUCUUACAACUGUCGCGUCUUUUUUUCAUUAAUAUAAGAUAAACAUGCUGUACUCGUGUAGUUACGUGUUCAUGUACAAUCGGCGAUUUAGCGCAAAAACAGUUUUAACGUAUAAAUAUUUUUAUAAGAGGCAAGAGAAAAUAAAGUCAUUUUUGUUGAUAA